AUGCUCGGACAACUGAUUGAUGGAGCCAGGAGGAUCUGGAGACGAAUGUCGUCAUCAUCGGAUACCCCAAAGUACAAACUGAGCGAAGGGAUGGAGGCUACUGAGUACUUCCAUCUUCGAGAAUUAGCUGAAGAGCAUCAAAGAAUGCAGGAGGGUAAAUCGAAGAAGGGAUUCAGGCUGAUGGAGAUUCGAUGCUCUCCAGAAGUCAUCGAUGCGAAUGAAAUCGUGGAUUUCGAGAAUUGGGAGAAAUACGAACACCGUCGUCGGGCAUCUUUCAACCGUGGUGACUCUCCACUUGUUCAUCAAUCUAAAAUGGCCGACAGAGACAGAGAGCGGAAGAAAAAUGAGCCGAACAAGGACAAAGAAGAAGGAAAAGAAGAGCAAGAAGAAGAUGAUGACUUUCGCCCGAUUCAACGAGACAGAGAAAAACCAGACGAAUCUUUGGUGACGCGGAAACUAAUGGAGGCUCUCGCCAAAAAGAGACGAGAUGAACGGAAAAGAAAGAUGGACGAGGAUGAAACCAUGGAAGUUGAUAAACCAUCCACUAGUGGUCCUCAAAAUACUCGAGAAGGAUCUUCAAAUCCUAAAAGAGGGAAAAAGGAUGAUAGUCCACCGCCAGACGAUUCCGGACCAGGUCCAAGUCAAGUCGAUCCAAAAUGGAAGUACAGAGGAAAACAAGACUCAAGCGACGACGAAGAUGACGCAACAAGUGUCAAACAGACAAGCGCUCGUGACGAAUCGUUACUGGACAAGUUCAAGAGGAAUCUCGAAAAAGUUCGUGAAUGGUGGAGAGACGUGCAAAUCCUCCCGUUCUUGCGAAGUACCGCGGAAUGCUCUGGAGAAACCACCACUCAUACCUACAAACCAUUCGGUUCUGAUUAUGCGACGUCUAGUGCGCCUCCAAGCCCUGCUCCCAGUCGGCCACCAAGCAGCGCUCAAUCGAAAGGCUCGUCUAUCAAACGUUCCGGUUCUGAAUCGUCGUUGGAUUCAGAGCUUCACUCGGCGCGUGAUGAGUCGAGCGAUGACGAAGAACAGAAGUUUGCAUAUGCUUCGCCGAACUAUUAA
This is a messenger RNA of Caenorhabditis remanei, 1065 nucleotides long. RefSeq lists its product as uncharacterized. The transcript is spliced from 7 exons. Bases 1 to 1065 code for a protein of 354 amino acids. Lineage: Eukaryota; Metazoa; Nematoda; Chromadorea; Rhabditida; Rhabditidae. The record is from RefSeq and is a predicted model, not a curated record.